AUGCCACAUCUUCUCGGCAAGCUUUUAACUCCGGAACAGAUUGCUACGCGUCGUGCGAAGCGAAUUCAGCGACGAGCAGCUAUAGGUGAAGAUGCUAAACCGACAGACGUAAGCAACCAGUUGUUCAUUGAAGGCUCCGUGCGAUUCUACAAACGUCACUUUGUGAUUGUGGAGCCCGAGGAUACGAAUCCGAUUGCUUGGCCAGCAAAACUAGAGCAGUCGCCAAAGCAUAUUUUGAGUCUGUAUAUGGCCGCAUUAACGAACCUUUACGGGGAAAACAUCCGGAUGGCAAAGAUAAGCCCAUUGCUCCUGACAGCUGCAAUUCCAUAUACCAGUAUAUGUAGCAGUGGACAGUGGAGAGACAGUAAUGUACCAACAAAGAAGCGAGAGGAUGACGCACAUGAUCUUUUAGUGUUUCCCGAGUCUCUGCGUGUAUAUGAUGUCGUUCCAUCACAAAUUUCUAACUUGGUGAGCAUGUCUUUGGACAAGAAUUUGGAUUUUCAAGCUAUGCUGGAAAAAGAAAAUUUCCGGUAUAAGCGAAUGGAAGAAGGUUUACAUUUUAUGGUCUGCGGUCAUGUUGCCAGAGACAAACGCUGUGGAUGCAGGGGACCGGAAUUAUUGCAGUGGCUCAAGACUUUGACACACAAAACAAAUAAAUCAGUACAUUUGUAUACGUCUAGUCAUUUCGGGGGUCAUCGAUACGCUGCAAGUUGUAUUGUAUACCCUCGUGGUGACUGGUUUGGUCUAUUAAACGACAAAAACAAGGCAAAAACAAUGCUUCAAGCAGUUCAUGAUGAAGAUCCACUGCAAUUGUACGAGCUGUGGCGAGGUCGCUUAGGUCUUACGGUCGAAGAAAUGCUACAAACCGUAAGAAAGCGAGUCAAAAAAUCCCACAAAUCGUCUUCACACGUCGUUUAG
Molecule: messenger RNA, 918 nt
Organism: Plasmopara halstedii
Lineage: Eukaryota; Oomycota; Peronosporomycetes; Peronosporales; Peronosporaceae
Product: Thioredoxin-like fold
Exons: 5
Coding region: 1-918 (305 amino acids)
Source: RefSeq, a predicted model, not a curated record